AUGGGACUUUACGAUCCGGACGCAGCGGGAACCGCCGCUCGGUAUCUUCGACUGCCAGCUGAAGAGCUAAUUACUGUGCGAAGCGCCAAAUUCGAAAAGGGCUCCGUCUGGGUGCCCUACUCCGAGACUGCCUACUGCAAGGCGCUCAAGCUCGCCGAGAAGGACGGAAAGAUCAAGGUGAAGAGAGAGCCAGAUGGAAAGGAGAAGGAAUACAAGGCGGAGGACGUCGAGCCGCAAAACCCGCCCAAGUACGAGCUCCUCGAAGACAUGGCGAACAUGACUUUCCUCUCCGAAGCCGCUGUAGUCUACAAUCUCGGCGAGCGAUACCGAAAAUUCCUGAUCUACACUUAUUCGGGUCUUUUCUGCGUCACUGUCAAUCCGUACAAGAUGCUGCCCGUCUACGAGCCGCACAUCGUCGGCUGCUACCAGAACAAGCGCAAGACGGAAAUGCCCCCGCAUCUCUGGUCCGUCGCCGACAAUGCCUACAACGACAUGUUGCGAAAUCGUGAGAAUCAGUCGAUGUUGAUUACGGGUGAGUCCGGCGCCGGCAAAACCGUCAACACGAAGAAGGUCAUCGCCUAUUUCGCCACCGUCGCCGCUCUCGGUGGCGGAGAAAAGAAGGCCGACGACAAGGGCUCGCUGGAAGACCAAAUCGUCGCUGCCAACCCGGCGAUGGAGGCGUAUGGAAAUGCGAAAACCAUUCGAAACGACAACUCCUCUCGAUUUGAAAUCGCGAGUCACUUUCCAGCUUCCAACUGA
Oikopleura dioica is the source of this 759-nucleotide messenger RNA. Lineage: Eukaryota; Metazoa; Chordata; Appendicularia; Copelata; Oikopleuridae. The record is from the annotation of a GenBank genome assembly.